GUGUUAUCCGCUCUGAUUUACUUAAAUUAUUUUACCCAUUUGAACUUUUUCUCAUUUAUUGGACUUCAACAAAUAGAAUUGAAAAAAAUAACAAUCAACAGACUUUAUCAACUUGAUCGUAGUUAAUCAUUGAUUGGACUUGAAAAAGAUGCAGCAACAUUCCAGUCUUCAUGGAAACAGAAAACAACACAACCCAAAUGCAAUGUACGAAGAGCCACUGUCUGGCAGAGAAGCGUGGUGGAGACAAGAACUGAGGUCGACGCCAGUGCCUGGUUCCUAUUCGCACAGAGGCAUGAGUGAGGAGUUGGAGUCUAGAUUAUGCAAUUACUCCUUCCGCUCCUCCGGCAGAUCCAGACCCGCCCAUUCUACCCUCCCGCGCACCGGUUCUGAGCUGAUGCCAGGCCAGUACAACUUCGAGGACUUCUUCCUGACGAUGUUGAAGAAGCCCCAACUGAGCUCAAUGCGUGCCCCUCCCCGUCAAAGUCUAGUGGACGAGACCAACAACAAUGUCAACAUAGCCCCCGGAACUUAUUCGACGGAGACGUACAACACUAUAUCGGCCGAGAAGUUGCCAUCCCACCAUGUCAUGUUCCGAUCGGCUGAGCCGAGAGCGUCUCGUGUAUUUGACCCGAAGAAGGGACCUCCUCCCGGGGGAUACGAACUGCCCAAAUCUCCGCCGAAACAUGUCGUCAAGUCAAGUUUUCUGAGCUCGGUGCCUCGAUUCACCCGACGCACUACACUGACCCCGGGUCCAGGGGCAUACGGCGGGAUGAGUCUCACCCCCUCCUCCAAAGUUCUCAAGAACCAGCUGGGGAAAAACACAGGUCUCUUCUUCACCCCUAGCACUGCCAUGGCUUGAACUGCAGUCCGCAACGACACAGAGCAGAAAAAAAUCAGUUAUGGUUGUUAACGGAUAAGUGCACUGCCAAUGUACUAAGAACAGUUUAACUCCAAUUAAGUUUAUGAAAUAAUUCUAAUUUU
Messenger RNA from Symsagittifera roscoffensis, 981 nucleotides. Its product is annotated as protein STPG4-like. The record is from RefSeq and is a predicted model, not a curated record. Gene Ontology annotation, molecular function: chromatin binding; histone binding. Gene Ontology annotation, biological process: epigenetic programing of male pronucleus. NCBI's taxonomy places the organism in Eukaryota, Metazoa, Xenacoelomorpha, Acoela, Convolutidae. The transcript has 6 exons. Gene Ontology annotation, cellular component: germinal vesicle; female pronucleus; male pronucleus. Bases 149 to 859 code for a protein of 236 amino acids.